AUGAAAUAUGCACGUUGGCAAGAAACUUUGAAAGACAAUCCUACGUUUUUAAAAAUAACUCUUCCAUACACGGACACGAAUGAAGUUCCAAUCUACCACUUGGUAGCUGACGUGGAAAACAUCAUCCAGACGAACCGGGUGGAAGAGGUCCAGGAACGCAACAGGUGUGCAGUUGCCAACCAAAUCCAGAAUUUUCUUCAUGCAGAAAAGAAAAAGGAUAAGCGCGAUCCGGUCACCAUCUUCUACCGAUCCGCCACCAAAGCAACCAGAGUUUUCUUGAAACAACACCCUGAAUUAAUCGUCAUCGAAGCAGACAAAGGGAACAAGACAGUCGUGAUGCAACGCGAGGAGUAUGAUGGGAAGCUACAACGCAUGAUCGACGAUGACAACACCUACAAGAAAUUGACACGGGAUCCAACAUCAUCGUAUCAAAAACGCAACAACGAAUUCGCCAAACGGUUGGCGGAUUUAAAACUCAUCGAUCGUGCCACUGAAAUGAAGCUAAAAACAUACAGAGCCAUCUCCCCCCGAAUAUAUGGUGCGCCGAAGGCACAUAAAGAGGGACUACCGCUGCGCCCAGUGGUACCGUGCAUGACGUCACCGUCGUACACACUGUCACAGUUCGUGGGGAAAAUAAUCCAGAAGACCAUUGCUGGCAGAUACAACGUAACGAAUUCGUUCUCGUUCUGCCAAUAUAUAAAGAGCAUUCAGCUUCCCCCUGGAUAUGUUCUCAUCUCCCUAGAUGUAGUGUCACUAUUCACCUCCAUCCCGAAAGAUUUGGUUCUUCGUGACGUCAUCAACAACUGGGUCAACAUAAAACAAAACACCGACAUCAACUUGGAUUUGUUCCUUGAGAUCACUGAGUUCUGUAUAGACUGCAGUUACUUCCAGUUUAAAGGACAAUUCUUCCAACAAGUGUUUGGGACAGCGAUGGGUAAUCCGCUGUCACCCACAAUCGCGGAUCUGGUAAUGGAAACAUUAAUGGAUACCGUCACAAAACGAAUCAGCUUCCCAAUACCAGUACUGAAGAAGUAUGUGGAUGACUUGAUACUGUCGGUACCCCAAGAGAAAAUUGAUGAGGUAAUUGAAAUUUUCAACCAAUAUCACCUGAAAAUACAGUUCACCGUGGAGGUGGAGAAAGAUGGUCGAAUUCCGUUUUAG
This is a messenger RNA of Armigeres subalbatus, 1161 nucleotides long. RefSeq lists its product as uncharacterized. NCBI's taxonomy places the organism in Eukaryota, Metazoa, Arthropoda, Insecta, Diptera, Culicidae. The record is from RefSeq and is a predicted model, not a curated record. The transcript has a single exon. Bases 1 to 1161 code for a protein of 386 amino acids.